UAUUUUUCCCUCUAAUGUGUUUUCGUCGACGCUGCUCUCUGUAAACGUAAAAAAAGGAAAAGAAAGAAAGAGAAAUGUGAUAGUUGCAUUAUUUUAUUGUACGGUUCCGACAUGUCGACCGCAGGUCUCCUGCACGCUUUUCAGAGCCGAAUAACCGAACGCUUUACCAGCGUCGCCAUGGAGAUAUUUCAAGAAGUGGCGCAUGUUGUAAAAGGAUACCAAGAGGAAAACGACCGUCUGCGAUCCCUGCUGAACAAUGUGAUAAACGCACAGAUGAAAUCAUCCAAGAUUGAUCACGGUCGACUCAUAAGACCAUCUAUGGCUGUCAGAGAAAAAGCACCUGGGUUGAACACUCCUGCAAAGACUGAAUUACAGCAGUGUACUGAAGUCCAGAAAAUGGAGGAUAUGAAGCUGUUGAAGCCAAUGGUCAAUAUACCGGAGGAGGAGCAAGUAGACAUAUCAGAGCAAUUGGCUCAUAUACCUAAAGAGGAGCAAACUGAAAUACCGGUGUCCUAUGCGAACAAAGUAUCAGAACGGAUGGUCAACGAACAAGAAAUGGAUUUUACGAGAAGACUGGAACCAGAACCGGAAAGUGGGAUGGAAAACGGCAUUCUAUUGGAUUGUCUUGAAAGGGAAUCCAAAAAGAGACGCGUUGGAAGGCCUGACAUUGCGGUCUCUCGUCAGGCUGUCACGUUUGUUAACUUCGGUGCAGACACGGAGUUCCCUCAAGCGAGCAGGCGUGAAGAAAUCCCGAUCAAAGAUCGACCUGAAUAUUUUCAAUUUUCAUACAGAAAGAGACGUAUCCGAGAAGACAAGCCGAAGAGGAAAAACGUGAUGACCACCAUAGCAUUGAAAAAGGAACUUAUUGCCAAGUGGGAGAUGGGUACACGUGUUUCUGACUUGGCUGUUCAGUACAAUAUGGCAAAGUCAACAAUAUCAACUAUAUUGAAGAGAAAAGAAGCCAUCAAAGCUGCUGAUGUGGCAAAAGGAGUCAAAACACUUAGCAGCAGACGAACGGAUAAAGUUGAAGAGGUGGAGAAAGUUCUGCUUGAGUGGAUUACCCAUAAACAGUUGCGGGGCGACACUGUGUCAGAGACCCUAAUUUGCGACAAGGCAAGGGAGCUGCAUAAUGCUCUUACCCGAGACAACCCUGGAGGAAGUGCUGAUGAAUUCAAGGCUAGUAAGGGAUGGUUUUGCAAAUUUAAAAAAAGAAGUGGAAUACACGGAGUGCUAAGACCUAGAGAAGCCGCCAGGGUUGGCAAAGAAGACACAGAGAUUUGAGGAUUCAUUUCAAAACUUGUUUGUAAAGAGCCCUGAAUGUCAAAGAGGACCUACAUCAAUGGGCAGAGAACAACUUUUCAGGCUAACUGCUUCUCUGGGCUAUAACCAAACGACAUUAUUUGUACUGUAUUAGUAACCUAAAAAAAAAAAAGAAAAACCAUUAGUGGAAAAAAAUACUCAGCUUCAUUUUGAGGCCAUAUAUUCAAGCCUGGUUGGCCAGGCAGCUUUUUAAUUGAUGUUUUUUUUAAAAAGUGUCAACAAAUUCAUGACAGGGAAACACCUUCUGCUCAAAGAAAUCUUGAGUGAACACCUCAAGGAGGCACUUUUAGGUGACCUCAGGGAGAAACCCUUUAAAACCAAAUAUCACAUUGCUCGGGAUUUACUGAUAAUAGUGCCAAUCUGAUGCCCGAUACUCUGGCACAAAUACCACUUGACCUCCUCAAGCUGCUGUGUCUUCUGGGUAGGAGCCAUGUCAGCCGAGUAGAUAUGCUUUAAGACAAAAAAAAAAAAAAAACACUUGUACCUAACUGCAAGUUCUACAAAAUUGAUGAUGAACGCUGCUCAGGCACCGAAGGUGAUGACCAGUCCUGCAAGGGAAUCUCAUGGGCCCUGCAGGCUACCUCGUUGAUCCAGCCAGUGUCGUAUCUGUAUAAUUUGAAAGAUAAAAGCGGAAGAUCAGAAUUUUUGACAUAAGGCUUAAUCUUUGAGUUAGCGGGGCUUUAAUUAGUCGGAGUUGAUUUAGACAAAUUCCGUGCAGUUUGUUAGUUUUUUACUAAUUUCAGGGCUCCGGAGUGGCUAAGCUAGUGUGAGUCAAUGGUCCUUUCCUAGCACGCCAAUUAAAAAAAAAACGAUAUUAACAUAUCUAACAUGGUCAAAUACCUUGAAAAUUCAGAUCUUUGUUCAAAAUACCCAUGUAGCCAAAACAAUGUCAAACCAAACUGCUGUAAUUCAUUUAUUUCUGUGGGACUAUAUAUUUUUUUAGAUGCAUAACGCGACCACAAUAGAGAGCAGUGCUUUGGCUACUCGUGCUCAUUUUGGAUUUGAGGAAGGCAGGAAGUCGGACUUAUCACACUCGAAUGGUGCCUGUUGUGACUUGAAAGUGUUCCAAGCGUUUUUUAUUUUGGUCAUCAAAGACAUGUUGACGUCCAGAAACCUGGCUUCUCGUAGCGAUCAAAUAGUGGAGGAAAAAUGAGGGCUAAGGUUAUUAGACCACUCUACUUUUCAACGGGCAGCACAUUUUGUUGAGUGACGUCUGAUUGAAGCAACUCCUGUAGUCAGGGAACUUUUUUCCUGACUUCGCGACUAGGGCCUCCUAGUUCAAGUGGCGUUCCAUCUUCCAAUGAUAAUUUUCAUGGUCCGAGGUUAGAAAACCCAGAUUUUCCUCCUUCCUAGCAUGCAGCAUCAGUCUUCGGAGUCUUGACUGAAGAACGGCAACAUAGUGAAAUGUGCAUUAAGAGGCUGUGGAAACAGACGGAAGAUACGGGCAAAUGAGUUUCCACAAAUUCGCUAUGGAGAACGAGGAACAAUACAAACUGGAUACUUGCUGCUGGCUACUACGUAAAUACACCAGUGAAAAAAAUAUCACUUCGCUCUGCAGCCUGUUAAAUGUUGCUGUUCAUACUAGAGUUAUUGACAUGCAAUGGUAAGUUUUAAUAACUUAACAGCCAACACUAUUGAUUGCAUAGGUCAUUGGUAAUUUUUAUUCGUGCAUACAGUUGUGGUCAAAAGUUUACAUACACUUGUGAAGAACAUAAUGUCAUGGCUCUCUUGAGUUUCCAGUUAUUACUACAACUCUGAUUUUUCUCCGAUAGAGUGAUUGGAACAGAUACUUCUUUGUCACAAAAAACAUUCAUGAAGUUUGGUUCUUUUAUGACUUCUUUUAUGGGUUAACAGAAAAAGUGAUCAAAUCUGCUGGGUCAAAAAUAUACAUACAGCAACACGAAUGAGCAUUUCUGACUUCUCUGAGGCCAUUUAAAUAAGGCUCAUUGGAUGCAAACGCCCACAAACGCUACAAUGGGAAAGUCAAAGGAGCUCAGCAUGGAUCUGAAAAAGCGAAUCAUUGACUUGAACAAGUCAGGAAAGUCACUUGGAGCCAUUUCAAAGUAGCUGCAGGUCCUAAGAGCAACAAUGCAAACAAUUCUUUGUAAGUAUAAAGUGCAUGGCACUGUUUUGUCACUGCCACGAUCAGGAAGAAAACGCAAGCUAUCACCUGCUGCUGAGAGAAAAUUGGUCAGGAGGGUGAAGAUUCAACCGAGAAUCACCAAAAAGCAGAUCUGCCAAGAAUUAGAAGCUGCUGGAACACGGGUGUCAGUGUCCACAGUCAAGCGUGUUUUGCAUCUCCAUGCAGGCAUGAAAAUCUCUCACCUUUCGGCGAAAUUCGCCGUUUUGAAGUCAAAAAGGGCGACCUACGUGAAUUGCGUAGUUCCGAGGAGAAAUUCUUUUUGGGAGGGGGGGGGGUGUUCGGG
Corythoichthys intestinalis (scribbled pipefish) is the source of this 3746-nucleotide messenger RNA. RefSeq lists its product as uncharacterized. The record is from RefSeq and is a predicted model, not a curated record. NCBI's taxonomy places the organism in Eukaryota, Metazoa, Chordata, Actinopteri, Syngnathiformes, Syngnathidae. The transcript is spliced from 3 exons. Gene Ontology annotation, molecular function: DNA binding. The coding region runs from base 112 to 1281 and encodes 389 amino acids. Gene Ontology annotation, cellular component: nucleus.